This is a messenger RNA of Microthlaspi erraticum, 3093 nucleotides long. NCBI's taxonomy places the organism in Eukaryota, Viridiplantae, Streptophyta, Magnoliopsida, Brassicales, Brassicaceae. The record is from the annotation of a GenBank genome assembly.
AUGUAUUUUCGAGUUCUCUCGACUCCGUCGUCGCCCAUUUUCGAUUCUUUCUCCUUGGUACGUCGUCUGAGUUUUUCCACGGAUUUGUGUCCUCGAAUCUGCGGACUCGUCUUCCCCAACCACGAUCAGAUAUAUAACAGCCUCGCAGAAAUUUGUUUGGAGCAAUGCAAAUUAUUCAAGAGCCGCAAGGUGUUCGACGGAAUGCCUCAAAGACUUGAACUUGCUUUGAAAACCGGCAAAGCUGUCCACUCUCAGAGCUUGAUACUUGGAAUCGAUUCAAAUGGAAGGUUGGGAAACGCCAUUGUCGAUUUGUAUGCAAAGUGUGAACACGUGUCUUAUGCUGAGAAGGUCUUCGACUCCCUUGAAAAGGAUGUAACUGCGUGGAACUCGAUGCUAUCGAUGUAUUCCAGUGCUGGGCAACCAGGAAAGGUCUUGAAGAGUUUCGUAUCAUUGUUUGAGAAUCUGAUUUCACCAAAUAAAUUCACUUUUUCGAUUGCUUUGUCAACCUGUGCCAGGGAGACCAAUAUAGAUUUUGGCAGGGAGGUUCAUGGAAGUAUGAUAAAGAUGGGACUUGAACGCAACUCAUACUGUGGAGGUGCUCUAGUUGAUAUGUAUGCCAAGUGUAACCGUAUAGGUGACGCUCGGCGAGUUUUCGAUGAGUUGGUGGAUCCCAAUACAGUUUCGUGGACGUGUUUGUUUUCUGGCUAUGUCAAAGCUGGUUUGCCAGAGGAAGCCGUCACUGUGUUUGAAAGGAUGAGAGAUGAAGGACAUCAGUUUGACCAUUUAGCUUUUGUGACUGUUAUAAAUACGUAUAUCAGUUUGGGGAAGCUAAAAGAGGCACGUCUGUUGUUUAAGGAGAUGCCAAGCCCUGAUGUGGUAGCGUGGAAUGUAAUGAUUUCAGGGCACGGGAAACGAGGAUGUGAGACGGUGGCUAUUGAGUACUUUCUCAGUAUGCGGAGAUCUGGUGUUAGAUCCACUCGUUCUACUCUAGGAAGCGUUUUGAGUGCUAUUGGCAUUGUAGGAAAUCUUGAUUUGGGUCUGGUAGUUCAUGCAGAGGGUAUUAAGCAAGGCCUUGCAUCCAAUAUUUAUGUUGGUAGUGCUUUGGUGAGUAUGUACUCGAAGUGUGAGGAAAUGGAGGCUGCUGCAGAAGUGUUUGAAGCUUUGGAGGAGAGAAAUGACGUCUUGUGGAACGCGAUGAUAAGGGGAUAUGCGCAUAACGGUGAAGCCCACAAGGUUAUGGAACUGUUUAUGGAGAUGAAAUGCUCUGGUUAUGAUAUUGACGAUUAUACCUUUACAAGCCUGUUAAGCGUUUGUGCUGCAUCGCAUGAUCUAAAACUGGGCAGCCAGUUUCACUCGGUUAUCAUCAAGAAGAAGCUAGCGAACAACUUGUUCGUAGGAAAUGCGUUAAUAGAUGUGUAUGCGAAAUGCGGAGCUCUUGAAGAUGCAAGGCAGAUUUUUGAACGCAUGUGUGAUCGUGAUAGUGUGUCCUGGAACACAAUGAUUGGUGGUUAUGUCCAAGAUGAGAACGAGAGUGAGGCUUUUAACUUGUUCAAGAGGAUGAAUUCUUGCGGUAUGGUGUCUGAUGGAGCAUGUUUGGCUAGCACACUUAAGGCAUGUGCAAAUGUUCAUGGCCUUUAUCAAGGGAAACAAGCUCACUGCCUCUCUGUCAAGUGUGGCUUAGACACAGAACUUCAUACUGGUAGCUCGCUCAUUGACAUGUAUGCCAAGUGUGGAGUCAUUGAAGAUUCACGUAAAGUUUUCUCUUCUAUGCCUGAGUGGAGCGUUGUGUCAAUGAAUGCUCUAAUUGCCGGCUAUUCUCAGAACAACUUGGAAGAAGCUGUAGCUCUCUAUCAAGAAAUGGUGGCCAGAGGUGUUAACCCAUCUGAAAUCACUUUCGCCACCAUUGUUGAAGCUUGUCAUAAACCAGAAUGUUUGACCCUAGGAACACAAUUUCACGGUCAAGUUAUAAAGAGAGGGGCCUCGUACGAAGGUGAAUAUCUAGGGAUUUCCCUUGUGGGCUUGUACAUGAAUUCACGUAGAAUGGCGGAGGCGUGUGCUCUCUUCUCAGAGUUACCAAACCCUAAGAGUAUCGUUCUCUGGACGGGGAUGAUGUCAGGGCAUAGUCAGAAUGGUUUCUAUGAGGAGGCUUUGAAUUUCUACAAAGAAAUGCGUCAUGAUGGUGCUCUACCUGACCAGGCAACGUUUGUCACUGUUCUCCGAGUGUGUUCUGUCCUUUCCUCGUUAAGAGAAGGUAGAGCUAUCCAUUCUAUGGCCUUCCAUUUGGCUCAUGAUCUGGACGAGUUAACCUCUAACACCCUAAUCGACAUGUACGCUAAAUGUGGGGACAUGAAAAGUUCAUCGCAAGUUUUCGAUGAAAUGAGACGUAGAGGCAGCGUUGUCUCAUGGAACUCCAUGAUCAAUGGAUAUGCGAAAAAUGGUCACGCGGAAGAUGCUCUUAAAAUCUUUGAUUCCAUGAGACAAGCCCGUAUCAAGCCAGACGAAAUCACAUUCCUAGGUGUUCUUACAGCUUGUAGCCAUGCAGGGAAAGUGUCUGACGGACAGAAGAUUUUUGAGACGAUGAUUAGUCAAUAUGGCAUUGAAGCGCGUGUGGAUCAUGUAGCGUGUAUGGUUGAUCUUCUUGGGAGAUGGGGAUAUCUUCAAGAAGCCGUUGACUUGAUAGGAGCACAAAACCUGGAACCAGACGCAAGACUAUGGUCAUCUCUUCUCGGUGCAUGUAGAAUCCAUGGAGAUGACAUUAGGGGAGAGAUUGCUGCUGAGAAGCUCAUUGAACUAGAGCCACAAAACUCGUCAGCUUAUGUUCUUCUUUCCAACAUAUAUGCCUCACAGGGAUGUUGGGAAAAGGCGAAUGCUUUGAGGAAAGCCAUGAGAGAUAAAGGAGUCAAGAAGGUACCUGGAUGUAGCUGGAUUGAUGUGGGACGAAUAACACACAUUUUUGCUGCAGGAGACAAAUCUCAUUCUGAUAUAGAAGAUAUUGAGAUGUUACUUGAAGAUCUAUAUGAUUUGGUGAAAGGUGAUGCCAUCGUCAAUCCUGAUUUCGUGGAACAUUCUUCUCUUGAUUGUGUGUGUGGGUGA